GGACAUUAUGUGUUUCCUGUCUGUACUGAAUAUGUGUGUGCUUAUGUGGAAAUCUGUGUGAAGUACACUAUCUUAGCCUGAGUGUGUUUAUGUGCAAGGGAGGGCGAGAGAGAUAGAAAUCAACAAAGACAGCCAAAGAGAAGGGGGAGAGAGGGAGAGAUCGGCAGAGACUGGGAAAGCAUCAGAGAGUGAAAUGAAACAAGAGUGUGAUCAGAGGAGGCAGAGGAGCGGACAGACAAAUCCCUCUCAUUUUGGAUCUGAUGAGACGAGACAGUGAAGCCACUGAGGAUAGACAGAAAAGGAGUUUGAGGCCAGUCGGCUGUCUGUUGAACGUCUCUGUCAUGGACCUGCUGCCGGCGUUAGCAUCCACAGUGUUAACCUCCGCAGUCAGCCUGCUGAGGGAGAGCGCUGCUGUUCAGAGCAUCAACAGGAGGCUCAGCAGGAGAACGAUGUCGUCUCCAGAGAUGUGCUGGCCAGUGCCGAUGCGAGCCAUCGGGGCUCAGAACCUCCUCACCAUGCCAGGAGGAGUUUCCACGUCAGGAUACCUCCACAAGAAGGGAGGCAGCCAGUUCAGCCUCAUGAAAUGGCCGCUGAGGUACAUCAUCAUCCACAAGGGCUGUGUGUACUACUUUAAGAGCAGUACCUCUCCUGCACCACAGGGGGCGUUCUCUCUUAAUGGCUACAACAGAGUGAUGAGAGCAGCAGAGGAGACAACGUCUAGUAACGUGUUUCCUUUCAAGAUCGUCCACUUCAGUAAGAAACACAGGACGUGGUUUUUCUCGGCAGCCAGCGAGGACGAGAGGAGGAAAUGGAUGCGAUACCUGCGGAGAGAGAUUGAUCACUAUAACGACAGAAAAGACUCCCACAUUCCAAGUGACUCGGAUUCAGAUGCAGACAGUUUCUACGGCACCAUUGAGAGGCCCAUGGAAAUUAAACACCCUGUUGAUAACGCAGAUGAUGAUUAUGUAGAAGAUGAUGAUGAUGAUGAUGAGGAAGACUACCUGAAGCCAGACGGAGAUUGUUCACCGACAUCUACAGGUCGACCCACCGGGCCGCCCCCCUCCUACCCUCCUCCCCCAGUGCCGUUCCAGCUCCGUCAAGACUCCGCUCCGGCUUUCCACAAAGGCCCGCCUCCUCCCGUCCCACCGCUACACAGAAUCCAAACCAGCCCGCUCCCCAAAAAACCCCCACCCUCUGUACCUCCUCCCUCCAUACUGAAGGACCCCCACAAAGGCCCGCCUCCUCCUCUCCCCUUUGCCCCCCACCUGUCCAAGUCCAUGUCUGUGUCUCCCAGUCCUCCACCUCCUCCUCCCCCCAACGCAAAAAGAACUCUUCAGAGUAGGGUGGCGUCCGUGGGGGGGCCUGGGAAUGACAAGAGAGACUGGAGGCCUCUGCCAGCCAUGUCUGUCCAAUCCCCCGCCACUCUGCCUAUCUGCGACCAAUUAGAGACCAGGAUGGUCCUAAAUGGUCCCUCCCACUCUGCCCUUAAUGUUGGAGUGAGCAAAUCGUUGGGCAACAACCACCAGGUGGUGAUGAGUAACCAUCGCAGCAAGCCGAGCCUACCUCCCCAUUCCAUUACUGGAGGGUCCAACCUCAGACCUAUGACAUCAGACUCCCUGUCCCCCAACCAGAAGCCCUCCAGUCACCCACCGUUGCCUGGCCACGCUUCGCUCUCUCCUGUACUUAAAGCUGGACUACACAAUAAGCCAGCGAUACCCAAACCUCCUCCGCCAACAGUCAAACCCCCGCUGCUUACAGCCAAGUCCAAGCAGCCAGGAACCCCACUUCAAGCAUCUCCAGACGGCCAGAGCUUCCGUUCACUGGGAGAAGAGACGCCGGCAGACUUCAGGAGGAAACGAGACCCGGCCAAACACAGCGGAGGAGAUGAGUCCGAUGACGACUAUGAGAACGUGCAGCUGCCAGACUCUGUGUUCAUUGAUACAACUGAAACCAGCUUCGUAGAAAAACUGUUCAAAGAGAGCGCCAGCCCUCCUCAGGACGGACUGUACGGCAUCAGAAACUCAGGAACCAAGACAUCAAAGGUGCUGGUGGUGUGGGAUGUCAGUAUCGGCAAAGCCAGAAACUACAGACUAUUUCAAGAGAACGACACCGUGUUCCUGGACAAUGAAAUCACCUUCCCGUCUCUGUCAGCUGUGAUUGAACACUACUACAGCCAUCCUCUUCCUCACCACGGCUCGCUCUGCCUGCAGAAGCCCUACACAAAGACAGUGAGCAUCUGACAAAUGGGCAACUCACAGAAUACAACUGAAACUCAAGAAGAGUGGAGAGUCAGGGCGUCUCUGCAGGUGAAAUCCAUCCCCGUCGACGCACGUGGAGAUAAACUCACUCAGAUGGAUUGAAAAACUGUUACGUUAUAAGAAGAGAUCAUACCUCUCAUCGUUCAGUGGAAGACAGGUCGUUAUUCAACCAGUGUUGCAGCAAAAUGCACCAUAAGGCUUCAUGUGAGACAAUAAGGACAGUAACUCUGACUGUGAGGACACCAGGUAUUAUGAGGAGAAAAAAUAUCAGCAAUCACCAGUUAAUGGAACAUUAUUUAACUUAUUUUAAGACAAACUAGACUCUUAUCUUAACAAAGCAAGCCAUGCCUAUCCUCUUCUGUGCACAGAAAACAUAGGUCACUGUAAAUACACCUUAGUUAUUAAGGGAAUAUUUUAGUUAUAACAUAGAUAAACUCAUUUUAAAAACACAGCAAACUCUCUAAUCGAACAGAAAUCUGGAUUUAGUGGAUGCCUGCUCUGUUUUUGAAACAUUCCUGCUGCUUUAUGCAAACUAUAGAGAUUCGCUGUGAAGCACAAUCCAAGAGUCAGUGUGGCAUAUUUUGUCCACAGAGGGGCACUGUUACACCAAAUGAGAAAUAUUCAAUCCAGCUUCAUGUGGGGAUCCUGGGAAUCUGUCUCUGUCACCUGUGUUUUCUUUGGGUCUGUCCCAAUGCCUGGUUUGUGUGAUGUAUUUUCAACUGCCAAAAGGAGGGACUUAAGGGACAGUUCACCCCAAAAUGAAAAAUACAUAUUUUGCCUGUUACCUGUAGUGCUAUUUAUCAGUCAAGAUUGUUUUGGUGUGAGUUGCCGAAUGUUCGAGAUAUAAGCUGUAGAGAUGUCUGCCUUCUCUGGAAUAUAGUGGAACUAGAUGGCACUCAGCUUGUUGUGCUCAAAGUGCCAAAAAGAUACAUUUUACAAAACUCAACAGCAAUGUCUCUGUCAAGAAAUCAUGACCUGGUUAUUCAAGAUAAUCCACACACCUUGUUGUGAGCACCGUAUCACCACGCAUGGACGAAAGGCGCAUUAAUUGCAAUAGCUGUAAUGUUAGCUAGCACAGUGGUGCUUGGUGAGCUGACAGCUUUCUUCAGUGAUACAGUGUGGGUAUUGGGAGAGACCCAUUGUCCCUUUUCUUCCAUCAUGUGCCCCAAUACGAUUCGAACCUGACCAGAUAAGGACAAAAUCACCGUCACCCCAAAACAGACACCGUUACACUGAACCUCAAGUGUUAAAGUCAUGAAUGAAAGAGCAGCAAUGUCUUCAGUCUUUUGACAGGCAACAUCUCACUCAUUUAGUGUGCAGGACACACGCACGUCUGUCUUCUGUCCAAAAAGUGUUAUUUUGAUUUUAUGCCUCCCAGCUACUUGUAACACUUGGAAAUGUACUUUUUCUUGCAUGUCCUUGGGGGGUAGAAAACAUCUCACUUAUUAGCAAGAAAUGAAAACCAGGAGCAAAAUGUCAGACUGAACAUGAUGAAAUGUUACCUGAAUUUUAUUUGUGCUCAGCUGCGACAAUGUUGUCAUUCUGAAAAUACAGUUUGUACAGCACUGACUUUAAUGCUGAAAAUCACUCUAUAUUUAUAUGUAAAUGCUGUAUGUACUGUAAAAAAAAAAACAUGCCUGUAAAUAUGUAAAUACAUUGUUUUCUACAGAAGUAUAUGUUGAGAAUGUAUAAAGGAUUAACCAGA
This is a messenger RNA of Epinephelus fuscoguttatus (brown-marbled grouper), 3963 nucleotides long. RefSeq names its product SH3-domain binding protein 2 (gene sh3bp2). Lineage: Eukaryota; Metazoa; Chordata; Actinopteri; Perciformes; Serranidae. The transcript is spliced from 13 exons. The record is from RefSeq and is a predicted model, not a curated record. Gene Ontology annotation, biological process: signal transduction. Gene Ontology annotation, molecular function: SH3 domain binding. The coding region runs from base 261 to 2240 and encodes 659 amino acids.